GAGGAAAAAGGACCACAGAAUUUCACAGUUCUGUGAUACUGUGAUAGGACGUAUUCUGCCCACCGCUGAUUAAAAGACAACUACUCUUCAUUGACCACGUGCUUGAGCUUCUGUCUUGAUAAAGGAUCAAGUAGACAUUAAACAAAACAAAUUUCUGUGCUUUAGUAUUUUUUUUACGGUAAAAAAAUUGAAAAUGCUUUUAAGAUAUUAUCGCGGUGAAGAUGGCACUCGGGUUUACACUUUAAAGAAAAUUGAUCCUUCUGGCAACCAAACUUUAAGUGCUCAUCCAGCUCGAUUUACUCCAACUGAUCAACAUUCUAAAGAGAGGAUUCGUAUUAAGGAAAGAUUUGGACUUCUGCCUACACAAAAACCAGCACCACAAUACUAAAAACAUGCAUUGGCACACCAAAGAAAAAAGUAAAAAAAAAAAAAAAA
Molecule: messenger RNA, 435 nt
Organism: Myzus persicae (green peach aphid)
Lineage: Eukaryota; Metazoa; Arthropoda; Insecta; Hemiptera; Aphididae
Gene: Nop10
Product: H/ACA ribonucleoprotein complex subunit 3
Exons: 3
Coding region: 194-388 (64 amino acids)
Biological process (GO): rRNA pseudouridine synthesis; snRNA pseudouridine synthesis; positive regulation of telomerase RNA localization to Cajal body
Cellular component (GO): box H/ACA snoRNP complex; box H/ACA telomerase RNP complex
Molecular function (GO): telomerase RNA binding; box H/ACA snoRNA binding
Source: RefSeq, a predicted model, not a curated record